CAUCGGAUUUAAUUUAAUUUGUCAAAGUUUACAGACACGAUUUAAAUUUUAAAUUUACUGAUUGGAAUUAUCACUUUUGAUUUGUAAUUUAAUUAAUACCUUUUCAUCGGACGUUGAUGACUGUUUGCUGGGCGGGAAUUAACAGCCUUGUCGUCUGCGAGAUUUUUAUGAAUGGAUUUGUCAAGUGAUUAAGUAUUAAAUGGAUUAUAACGUUAUGAUGAUUUAUAAAUUCACCUGAAAAUCACCACUCAAUUUUAUGAAUGAAAACAAGUGCACGUGGUUUUUUUCUUCUUUAAAGAAUGUAUAAAUAAGCUGAACCAAGAAAGUAGCUUUUUCCGAUAAGCAACUGAAGAGAAAUAAUAAUAAUAAUUUUAUUAUCAAUAAAUUAAUGUGACAAAAUAUCGUGAAUAUUUGACGACUUUUUGUAAAUAAUGGAGAGAUAUACACUGAUAAUUAUUACAGUUUUUGAUUUGUCGUUUGGUAUUAUGAACCACUAUAACAAUAGACGGAAAGACAUCUGUGAACCGAUACAGAUACCAAUGUGCCAACAUAUGAAAUACAACAUGACACGGAUGCCAAAUCUUCUACAUCACAGUUCACAAGAGAAUGCAAAGUUACAAAUAGAACAGUUCACAGAAUUAGUGGAUCAAAAAUGUAGUGACGUUUUGUUGUUUUAUCUUUGUGCAAUGUAUGCACCUAUAUGUACAGUAAACUUUCAGUCAGAACCUAUCCCGCCAUGUCGAAGUGUCUGCGAAGAAGCACGUGCAGGAUGUGAACAUAUAUUGAAUGAACAUAAUAUUUCAUGGCCGGAAUAUUUAGACUGUUCGUCGCUACCAAGAUAUGAUAGAGGAGUUUGUGUCAGACCUGCAGCUAUUGUUCCCUCUUUAGGAAACAAAGAUAAGUCAAAAUUGGACAGUCGAGGACCAAACAACAAAAUUACAGACUUUGAUUUAUCAAAAGAAAGUUAUUAUGAAGAUUGCAGGUGUAACAGAAAAUCAAAGCUUAAAAGAAAGGCAUAUAGAAAAGGAAAAUAUCAUUUUUCAAUAAGAGGAGUCGUAAAAGGACAAGCCAUUGCCAAUACCAUUAAUACGGUUACCAGGGUAACUGUCGUAAAAGUUUACCGAAGUACCAGAGUACACAUACAGGAAGGAAGUAGUAUAGAAUUAUGGACCAAUUCCACGUGUGUUUGUCCGGAACUGACGAAGAGAAAGGAGUAUCUUAUUGUUGGAUAUGAAGAUUUAUCAACACAAAGACUUUUGUUCUUAGACAGUUGUUUAUCUGUCAAGUGGAAAAACAAAUUAGAUCGACGGAUAAAGAAUUGGGAAAAGAAAAUAGCAAGAAGUAAACGAAACCAGAAAUGCCGUAGGAAGAAAGGAAAACGGUGUAGAAAAAAUAGAAAGAACAACUCAAAGAGAAAUAAAACCAAAGAAAAUAGGAGAAAUAAAAUGAUCAGAGACAAUUCGCUGUCAGCUAAUAAAAAUCCAUGACAACACAUCAUUUGCGGGAAAACAUAAAAAUCCACCAUGGAGAAUCACUGUGAUAACUGACUUGUAUAUUAUAUUUUUGUUUUAAAUUGUAAAUAAAUAUCAUCUAAUUUAUGAUCAUGUAAAUCGAACUGUGCUAUUAACUGUCUCAAAUUAUCUUGAGAAAAUGGUGAAAAGGGUUUGUACAGCUGUUAUCAGUUUAGUUAGGUAUAUGCUACCUAAAAUAAAUACAGGUAUAUGUUCUAACAAUGUUGUGAUUAGUUUUUCAUCAAAUAUACAGGCAGCCCUCCAACUUCAUGAAAUGAGAAAUAAAAUAUCGUAAAUGCUAUUGUCAAAAAUGUGUUCUAAACAUUCAAUCAAUUUGUAAGUUCAUUUUAUCCAUUUAUUGGGUUAAACCAAAAAUCUUGUACAGGAAAAUGGCAGGUGCCUUAAAUACUUUUCUAUCCUGCUAAUGUUUCAAGACAAGAAUUACUGAUUUAUACAAUUUUCCGAAAUUAGGAUAUACUUUUACUGUAAACCUUGUUCAAUAAUGCUGGGUAUGAAAUUUUGUAACAUAAAAAAUCCCAUCAUAUUAAAUCCAUUUGCAACAAUUUUCAAGUACAAAAGUGUAAUCAAUAUGAAAUAAUAAGUAAAAUGAACUCACAUCCAACACCUACUAAUACGUAUGGUAUAGUCAGUGCUUUUGUUGAAAGUAAAAUGUACAUAGUAAUUACAUGGUGCUAUCAAUAUAACUGUAUAACACAUUUUAACAUUAAGUUAGUUGUAUAUAAAUAUUGUUUGUUAUUGUUAUUGUUUUUGUAAUAGUUACUUAUUUUGUUGUUGUAAUAAUGCAAUUUUUCUUUUGUUUGCAUGUAAGACGUAUGUUUUACGUGGAUAUGUUUUAUGUUGUUCAUAUCAUGUGACUGUCAUGUGACUGUCAACGCAUUGCCUGUGUCGACAAUAAUCAUACUUUCUUCUUGCAAUUUAUACUUCUUUUAAAAGUAAGUUUGAUUUAGACUGCAACUUAUGUAACUAUUUCAAAAUGUUUUACAUGGAAAACACAUAUUACAAUAAUAAUUUAAAUGUCUUUUGAUUUUGAACAUACAUACUGGUUUUGUAUCAAACAUUGUAAAGUCUAUGUUCUAUAUUGCUGGCCCGGACUGUCAUAUUCUUUUAUAGUUUCCCUACAAUUGGAAUAAAAUUAAAACAAAGCUAUUCGGGUCAUUUGAUAGUUUUAAACAAAUCUAUGGCAUGCAUGAAAUAUUUCAUAAUCAAACAAUGUAAAAAAAGUCUGAUUUUUGGGGGAUCAUCAAACUUUACUACCUUAAAAAGAAAAAUGUAUGCACUUCAACUUAUUAAUUGUUAGCUUGUUUGAUAAUGGUUGUUAUUAUUGAAUUGCAUAAAUCAUGUAUUUUGUAAAAUAUUGUCAAUAAAAAUUUCAAAUGAA
Mytilus trossulus (common blue mussel) is the source of this 2910-nucleotide messenger RNA. RefSeq names its product secreted frizzled-related protein 3-like. The record is from RefSeq and is a predicted model, not a curated record. Bases 432 to 1487 code for a protein of 351 amino acids. The transcript has 6 exons. Gene Ontology annotation, cellular component: cytoplasm. Gene Ontology annotation, biological process: non-canonical Wnt signaling pathway; canonical Wnt signaling pathway. Gene Ontology annotation, molecular function: Wnt-protein binding. Lineage: Eukaryota; Metazoa; Mollusca; Bivalvia; Mytilida; Mytilidae.